Messenger RNA from Toxotes jaculatrix (banded archerfish), 5771 nucleotides. It is a transcript of the gene plekhg5b, whose product is annotated as pleckstrin homology domain containing, family G (with RhoGef domain) member 5b. NCBI's taxonomy places the organism in Eukaryota, Metazoa, Chordata, Actinopteri, Toxotidae. Gene Ontology annotation, cellular component: endocytic vesicle; plasma membrane; axon. Gene Ontology annotation, biological process: Rho protein signal transduction; endothelial cell migration. Gene Ontology annotation, molecular function: guanyl-nucleotide exchange factor activity. The transcript is spliced from 21 exons. The coding region runs from base 543 to 4091 and encodes 1182 amino acids. The record is from RefSeq and is a predicted model, not a curated record.
UGCAAAGUUGAUAGAAGGAACCUCGUCCACGGAGUCGCUGCUUUAAAGGCCCAGAAUAAGGUUUUUUCUCCCCCCUCUCGUGAUCCCGUUCCUGAAACCGACCGAGCUUCACUAACGGACAUUGUUCGCUGGACGUCGAGAUUUCUUUUUCUCGCAUGUGUGUAGCCAGCAACAGGUUAUUCACAGCUCAGCACGGCAUCCAACCCAGAGCUGCACCCCCGUGGUCAUUAGAUCUGUGUUAACUUUUCGUCGUGUGAGCCGAGGGAUGCUUUUUUCCCCCCUUUUUUUGGCCACUCUUUUCCGCGCAUUCACCGUGCAGCAUUGUGCUCUCGCCGCCGACCGGAUCCCACAGCCCGAGCGCACUGCGUUUCAGAGGAGGGCGACAGCAGAAAUGAGGAGAAUAUGAAAAUGCCAUAGAGGAGAGUGCUGAUCAAACAUUGCUGGGGUAAACAACCGUGAGCCUGCCACACCGACCGACAGACAGACCUGCGAGGAGCUGGUGGUUGGUGCGGGGGAUUUUCCGAGAAGGAUCGCAUGAAUAGAUGGUGCCAAACAAGUGGACCAUGAACUCGGUUCUGCACAAAUCGCCACCGAGGAGCUGGCUCGGGCUCAGAUUACGACUCAAUGACAAGCCCGUCCAGGAGGAGGACUGGGUGGUGUGCCAGCACCCUGAGUGUCCCGAGCGCCGGAGGGCCUCUAAGGUUUGCCAUCACCCAGACUGCCAAGACCUGAAUAGCAAAAGCCCCCUUCACCUGUGUGAGUCAUGUGACUCACGCUACCAUUCAGAGAACACAGACAACAUGCACUUUGACCGGCACCCCCGAUUUGACUUACAACCUCAAGCCUCCAUCCUGGCUCGGAACGUGUCCACGCGCUCCUGUCCCCCACGCACCAGCCCCCCCUCCGACCUAGAGGAAGAGGAUGAGGGGAGCAAUGACCGCGGGGAGCGUAAAACAGGGGGACUGAAGCUGGUGAAAAGGAAGCCACGGAGACGACACACUGAUGACCCCAGUAAGGAGUGCUUCAGCCUCAAGUUUGAUCUCAACGUGGACAUAAACACAGAAAUUGUACCUGCAAUGAAAAAGAAAACACUGAGAGAGGUUCUAGGGCCAGUGUUUGAGAGGAACGGCAUUGAGCUGUCCCGGGUCGACCUGUUCCUGGAUCAGUCCAACACGCCUCUGUCCCUCAACUUCGAGGCUUACCGCUUUGGAGGACACUACCUCAAAGUCAAAGCACGGCCAGGUGAUGAGCUGAAGGUGGAGCAGGGUGUGAAGGACUUGAGGUCACUGAGCCUGCCCAACAUGAAGCCGUCUGGAGGUCAGAGCCCCUACAUCCUGAACCCAGGCAGCGAGAAGGUGGAGCAUGGAUCUCUGGGACGCAGAGAAAGCGUAGAUCUGCUGGGUCAGGCACGACGGAGGAAGAACAUGACCGAGUUCCUGGGGGAGACGAAUAUUCCAACCCCGGAUGCUCUGGGACAGAUCGGUGGCUCUCUGCCCAGUGUUGGGGCCGGGCCCGACAGCUGGAAGAAUCGCGCUGCCAGCCGCUUCAGUGGCUUCUUCAGCUCCAAUGCCGGAGCUGGGCCCUUUGGCAAGGAGGUGGACCGUCUGGAGCAGCUUCAGAGCAAGCUCCACUCCUACACGCUGUUCGGGCUGCCCAAGGUGCCGCAGCAGCUCUCCUUCCACCAGGACUCCUGGGAGGAGGAGGAGGAGGAGACCAACCUGGCCAUGGAGGACAGCUGGCAGUCACUACUGGACAACACAGAGACGUUGGCAAGGCGACAGUUCCACCAACAGGAGGCAAUAUGGGAGCUGCUGCACACGGAGACUACCUACAUAAAGAAACUCAGAGUCAUCACUGAUCUGUUCCUGAGUGGGCUGCUGAACCUGCAGGAGAGCGGGCUGCUGACGGAGGUGGAGCCCGCCAAGCUGUUCAGUAACAUCCAGGAGAUCGUCCGCCUCCACACAGCCCUGUGGAAUGAGGUCAUGCUGCCUGUCGUGGAGAAGGCCAGGCAGGCCCGGGCUCUGCUCGACCCCACUGACCUCCACCACGGCUUCAAGACGUUUGGCUCCAGGUUCCAGCCCUACAUCCGGUACUGCAUGGAGGAGGAGGGCUGUAUGGAGUAUAUGCGCACAUUACUCAGGGACAAUGAGCUCUUCAGGACCUACGUCACGUGGGCAGAGACUCAUAAGCAGUGUAACCGUCUGAAGCUGGCCGACAUGUUGGCAAAGCCUCACCAGAGACUGACCAAAUAUCCACUCCUGCUGAAGAGUGUUCUCAAGAAGACGGACGAUCCGUCGGCCCGCGACAUCGUCAGUAACAUGGUGGCCAUCGUAGAGGGCUUCAUCAACAGUGUGGACUCACAGAUGCGACAGCGUCAGGAGCAACAGAAGCUGGCCACCAUUUCUGCACGUAUAGACUCUUAUGAGGCUGUAGAGGGCAGCAGCGAAGAGGUGGAGAAGAUCCUCAAGGAGUACAACCGCUUCGACCUUAUGGCUCCCAUGAGAGGAAUAUCACCGGGGGAGACUCGACAGCUGCAUCUUGAAGGAGCGCUGAGGAUGAAAGAGGGCAAAGACAGUAGGAUGGAUGUCUACUGCUUCCUGUUCACUGACCUGCUGCUAAUUACCAAGCCAGUAAAAAGAGUGGAGAAAGUCAAAAUCAUCCGCCAGCCUCUCCUCAUGCACAAUGUCGUCUGUAAGGAGCUCAAAGACCCUGGCUCAUUCAUCCUCAUCUACCUCAAUGAGUUCAAGAGUGCAGUGGCAGCCUACACUUUCCAAGCCAACAGCGCCUCCCAGGGGCGGAGCUGGAUCGAUGCAAUCUGCAAUGUCCAGAACCAGCUCCAGAGGCUUCGCACCGAGGAGGUUCUCCGACAGCAGAACAGUCUGAAGACGUGUACGGGUGAAGAGGAGGAGGACGAGGAAGAUGAGAGCAGCAACUCCACCACAAGCUCCCCAUGCCUGCAACGCAAAGACCAGCAGAACUCAAGUCAAUCAGAUGGCUCCACUGAGACCCUGUCAGUGAUGGACAUUGAUGAACCCAGCGAACACCAAGAGCCUCUUGCCUCCAACAUUAACCUCGAGGGAAGCGCUAAGACGGACUCAGACUCCGAUGUGGCCCCCCUGUCCGAAAGGUCUGAGGUCCAGCAGCCUCAGUCCACGAACCUCCACAGAGUCCACUCCAGUAUUUACUCAGAGCACGAUCAGGAGGCGAGGCCUGACGGCAAGGAGCUGGACCCCCAGUGUCGCUCUCUCUCCAUGGAUAGCGCCUACGGGACCCUCUCCCCUGAAUCCCUAUCGAGAGAACUUCAGCCACAGCCCGGCCAAAGUGAAGGAGAGGAGACUGAGGAAGAAGAGGGAGAUAGGGAAGGCCAGGAGGCAGAGCAACAAGAAGAAGAAGAAAUAGAGGAGGUAGAAGAAGAGGAGCUGGAGGAAGUAGAAGAAGAAGAGGAGGAGGAGGAGGGGGAUGCUGCCUCAUUGGGGUCCCAGCUGUCAGUUGUCCAGACCUCUAAGCCUCGCCGACGGCCUCAUGUUCAGUCACGACUCCACUGCCUCCAAAGGCUGUCCACUCUGGCCUUGUCCCGCUCUGAGGACAAUCUCCUGCAGCGCUUCCACGGCAAAACCCCCGUAUCCCACAAACACUUGCUCAGCACAGAGGAGCCGGACCAGUCUCAGUGUAGGGACAUGGACACUUCAUUGCUGGCUCACAGUAAGAGCCUGUCAGAGUUGGGCCAAAACUCCAUGGAGCUGCUCUCCAUUGACCUCGACCGGUCCAGUGACUGCUUGAGCAUGAGUAUGCCAUCAGACAAACUCUGCGCCAGCCUGAGGAGGGCGGAGGCCAUGCACGGCCACAGGGCGCCUGCUGGACAAUGUGAGGAGGGUAAUGAGUCCCAGAGCAACAGCUCAGAUGGGGAAACGGCUCCUUCUACCUGCGUAGAUAGGAAAAAUGAGUCCGCGGACGCCGGUGAUUCAGGGGAAAUGUCGCCAAAAAAGAGGAAAUCUCCAGCCCAGCAGCACAAAAAGCUGACGCUAGCUCAGCUGUACAGGAUACGCACCACUCUUGUCCUCAACUCCACACUCACUGCAUCGGAGGUAUAACCACUCUUCCAAACACCUGACCAGUGGCAUGCGGACACAAUGAGGAACAACACUUGUUUUGCGUGGAUGGACUGAAUUUCUUGCGACACAGAUGCACUCUUUCUCUUGCUGCCCUCUCCCUUCCUGUUGCUUUUUGGACAGUGACUCUAUCAUUUUUACAUUUGAACAAUAGCUUUUUUUUUUUGUCCUUUGCUGUUGCAUUGGUUUCCGAUCUUCUCAAAUGGAAAGGAGAGGCACAGAGACAUUAACUGCUUGCACUUUGCAACAGAAGUAGCAUUAUGGGGGGCUGGGACCUUAAGGUGGACUGGGAGAGUGUGCAGGGUGUGGAUGUGCCCCCUCCACCCCCCACCCCUGUAGAGUGAGGAGGCAUCUAGGCAGAGGUCUUCAGACUUUAUCCCUGCACUCUGUACUGGGGAAGAGGUGGGGCUGAAUCCUGCACCUUCUCUGUCAAAGAGAGGGACACCAAGUCUUGAAAAUACUCUCUACACAUGGCAAAAAAAAAACAGCACCUAGGACGUCCUCCUAAUAUUUGUACUACUCCUGGUUUGGAAAAAAAAAGAAAAUUGCACAGUUAUCUAUUGUUAAGUAGAAGAAUCACUAAGGAGUGAAAUUACAUUUACAGUCACGCAGUGAAUUAGAAAUUAUUGUUUGCUGUUUGUGUCUGCUCGUGUACAGAUAUGUGUGUGUGUGUGUGUGUGUGUGGAUGUGAACGUGUAAAUGGAUGUGUGUGUGUUCGAAUGAUACAUGGUCCUCGAUUCCUGACUGAACCAAAACUGAGUCCCAUCUCCUGUGAACAGGCUAACACACCCAAAGACGGAAGACCUGAGUAGCUGGUAGAUUUGAAACGAAAGAAAGCUCACCUGAAGACGAAGCGGCCCGAUACAGCCAAUCAUAAAACAGAAAUAUUACCACACAGACAGACUUCCUUCUUUACUCUUAAGCUUUUGAUUGGACUAUUAAGAUGAUGAGUUCAUUUCCUAAAAAACAAUAACUGAAUAUGGGUGACUUAAACUGUUGUGAGAAAUUUCCUGCACUCUCUCUCUCUCUCUCUAUAUAUAUAUGAAAAAUGUCUCUUAAGGCUUGAGUGUUCACUCACCCUUGAGGCCUAAAUGUAUUAAAACCACAUACACAAGUGCACGAACGAGAAUUUGAUCAUAGGGAAAAAAAAAAGUCUACACUUGAGUAAUGCCUGUGUUGGAGCACCUUUCUCUGAGUCAUUUCAUUUCUUGUGUUUCUUAAUGAUGGUAACAUUGAUGUGAGAUUGAACAGGUUUGAGUUGAAUAAUGUGUAAUGAGUGAAUCUGCAGAGCUGGCUUUAGUUGAAUGGCUUUUUCCAGGCGAUUUAAAAAAGAAAAAAAAAAACAGAAAUUUAACAUUCACACUGAUGUUCAGCUUGUCAGAUCAGUGAUUUAUUACCUUAUUCCAAACUUUGCCCAAACCAAGUAGGUUAACUGUUUACUUUUAGUUUUUGUUUAUGUGUAAUAUUUAUUAUGCCUGCUCUGUUUUAUAUAUAAGAUAUUGUUUAUAUUGUUUGCUUCCAUGUUUGUACUUUUUUUGUUGUUGAUGUAGUCUUAAUCAUUUUUUUUCUUGCCAGGCAUGAACGUGCUAUGAACCAAAAUCAUGUGUUUCCUCUUUCAGGAAUGACUUUAAAGUGUCUUACAAAAUAAAAAUGCUAAAAUAC